Tympanuchus pallidicinctus (lesser prairie-chicken) is the source of this 2161-nucleotide messenger RNA. RefSeq names its product ST6 N-acetylgalactosaminide alpha-2,6-sialyltransferase 2 (gene ST6GALNAC2). The record is from RefSeq and is a predicted model, not a curated record. Lineage: Eukaryota; Metazoa; Chordata; Aves; Galliformes; Phasianidae. Gene Ontology annotation, molecular function: sialyltransferase activity. The coding region runs from base 92 to 1552 and encodes 486 amino acids. The transcript has 11 exons.
UUCCGCCCCAACCUGGCCCUUACAGACCGAGCUCUGAUGGCCGCAAUGCGCCCACGGGGUCCGGCGUGGGAGCGGCGGACGUGAGAAGCGGAUGAAAAACGAGUCUGAACCAGUCCGCCCAGUGCCUCCUCCCUUCGGCUCACACCCUCCUUCCUCCCACCGCUCCUCGGGAACAUCCAUCAGUCCGUCCAUCCAUCCGUCCGUCCGACCGUCCCGGCUGCGGGGAGCAGCGCAGCACCGCCGCUUUCGGAUCCACACGGACCCAAUCCGGAAAGCAGCGAUGGGGUUCCCCCGCUGGAAGCGUUUCUGCUUCUUGCUCCUCGUAGCCUUCACCUCGUCCCUUUUGCUCUACAGGCACUAUUACGCUACGAUGGAGCUGCGCAACGGCCCGAGGGUCGCGGCCAGCCUGCUGCAGCCAGAGCUGCUGUUCCUGGUCCGCCCAGACACCUCGCGUCCAGACAACAGCCACCAGCAGGACCUCGGAGGGACUGUGAAGAGCAGGGAGUUCUCCCAACCAUCCUCAGAGCCGGAGAAGCCCAAACCCAGUGGAAAGCAGCCCACCCUGUGCCCCCGCUCGGUGGUGGCCAUGGCGAAGGCAGACCCCACAUUUAAGGAGCUCUUCCAAUUUGACAUCCCAGUGCUGAUGUGGGACCAACACUUCAACCCCGAGACGUGGGACAGGCUGAAGGCACGACGUGUCCCAUAUGGCUGGCAGGGCUUAUCCCAAGCAGCUGUGGGCAGCACCCUGCACCUCCUUAACAGCUCCUCCAACACUCAGCUCUUUGGCCGUGACCGCUUCCCCGGGGGCUGCGUGCGCUGCGCCGUGGUGGGCAAUGGGGGAAUCCUGAAUGGCUCACGGCAGGGCAGGGCCAUCGAUGCACAUGAUCUGGUCUUCAGGCUCAAUGGGGCCAUCAUCAAAGGCUUUGAGGAGGAUGUUGGGACCAAGGUUUCGUUCUACGGCUUCACGGUGAAUACCAUGAAGAACUCCCUCGUUGCCUACGAGGCGUAUGGCUUCAGCCAGAUACCGCAGGGCAAGGAUCUGAAGUAUAUCUUCAUCCCCUCGGAUGCACGCGACUACAUCAUGCUGAGGUCGGCCAUUCAGGGCAGCCCGGUCCCCGAGGGCUUGGACAAGGGUGACGAGCCACAGAAGUAUUUUGGACUGGAGGCAUCCGCGGAGAAGUUCAAGCUGCUGCAUCCCGAUUUCUUGCAUUACCUGACGACCAGGUUCCUGAGGUCAGAGCUCCUGGACAUGCAGUACGGCCACCUCUACAUGCCCAGCACUGGGGCGCUCAUGCUGCUGACAGCACUGCACACCUGCGACCAGGUCAGUGCCUACGGGUUCAUCACGGCCAACUACGAGCAGUUCUCUGACCAUUACUAUGAGCCAGAGAAGCAGCCACUGGUGUUCUACGCCAACCACGACAUGCUGCUGGAAGCAGAGCUGUGGAGGAGUUUGCACCAGGCGGGGAUCAUGGAGCUGUAUCAGCGUGAGGGCAGCUCAGUCCCACUGCAAGGACUCUCAGCGCGGCACGGAAGUUCUCCUCUUUCCUGAAGGCCUCCUUCUGUCCCUGGAGGGCUCUCCCAUACCCGCAAGCCAGCCUGAGCAGCAGGGCCUGCAGCUGACAGCAGAGCAAAGGUGGUGGUGCAGGGCGAGCCAAGGCUGGCGGGGAAAUACUGCAACUCCUCAGGGCCCUCCAGCAUCUCAUUUGUGACUCUGAGCGUGGCUUUGGGACACCUCUGCACGUGGCUGUGAGCUCCUGAUGCCUUGAGAAUGUCUGUGGGGCAGCAGCAGCCCAUGGGAAGCACAGCGUUCAUCCGCAGGUGGGGCAACGUGGUGCUGGAAGGAGAUGCUGGAGAAGCACGCACCUGCCAGACCUCAUUUCUUGGAACUUUCUGGAGUUACAGCCUCGAAGUCACACUGGGUGGGCUGCAGAACCUGCAGGGCAGAGCUGUCAGCAGCGUGGUACUUAAAAGAGAAAAAAGGAAACCCAAAGGGAGGUGGUCUUGAACCCUCCCCCCGUCCUGCGUAAUGCAGCACUGCUGCAGUGGAGUGGUGGAGGCUCCUCCAGCUCGUGGUGGUGGCUGCAGGGCUGAUGCUGCACAGCAAAGGGAGCGGUGUGAUCUGAUUACUUGGUGUAAUUAGAGGAACAUUGAAUCAUUA